AGCUUGUUUAUGUGUAGGACGAGCACUCGCAGAUCCAAAUCCAUGAAGAACCUGUCAUUUCAACUUUUUGUUUGUUGGUAAAUGUGAAAGCAGGUUGAAAGCGUGGUGGAUGUAGUAGUUUAGACUUGUGUUUCUCCAUGGUCGUGCUGUUUGGUCUCCGAGAUCAUCGUGGAAAUUGAGAUAGCAAGAUGGGAGUGUCGAUACUGCUCGUUCUCCUGGUGGUUCUGUCAUCCACGAGCUCCGCAAUUUCAUCUGAGUCUUCGUUGAUGGACUAUUUCUUAUUGGCCGACAACUCCAGUAGCUCGACGAAUGUGACCAGGUGUUCUGGUGUGUCAGUGGAUUUGCCGAAAGUCUUCUUGUCAGGUGUUGCUGUACCAGUCACAAUUCAUUUGCCAGACUAUGUGUCGAGGACGUUGAACGGCUCAGAGACCGGUGAUAAUGGCAACGAGGACAACUCUACUGUUGACCUGAUGCCGCUGCCGGAGAGCAUGUACUACGAGAUCCACCGCUCUGGCAAACUGCUGGUGAAUGGAACGCUGAGCCGCAGUCAGCGCGAUGGACAAGCUGUGUCGUUAACUCUGUCCGGACACGGUCACUCUCAGUUGCUGUUCUACAUCCAGGAUGUGUGCGAGGAACACGUAGAGGAGGUGUUCAGUAUACCAGCAUGGCUGUCGAUCUUUCCACCGCUUGUCACUAUUAUCUUGGCCAUCUUCUCGAAACAAGUGCUGGUAUCGCUCUGCGCUGGCAUUUUCCUUGGAUGCUUCUUCCUGUUCAGAUACAAUCCUUUGACAGCGUUUCUGCACACAUAUGAUAUGUACCUGGUCAAUGCUGUUGCUGAUCAAGGUCAUGCGGAGAUUCUUGUUGGCACAUUCCUGCUGGGCGGAUUGAUCGGUGUCGUGCAGAAAAGCGGUGGUGCUUAUGGGCUGGCAAAGAUCUUACGGCGGCUGGCCAAGACACGGCGAAGCUCUCAACUCGUGGCCGUGGGCAUGUGCUUUCUGGUGUUCUUCGACGACUACAGUAACAUUUUGAUCGUAGGCAACACCCUACGCUCGGUUAUGACGUCAUCCGGCAUCAGCAAGAACAAGUUUGCAUCUAUAAUUCAUUCUAUGGGACCUCCCAUUGCGAGUAUUGUGCCAAUAUCCAGUUGGAUUGGUGUUGAGAUCGGCACAGCCAAGGGUGCCCUGAAGCACAUCGAUGGCAUUAACGAGGAACCGUUCAUCUACGUCAUUCAGACAAUACCGUAUCGGUUCUUCCCCGUCAUCAUGCUCUUCUUUCCACUGAUCAGUGCGCUGAUUGGCUGGGACUUUGGUCCCAUGCUGAAGGUGGAACGUGAGUCUUCGCACAAGCACCGUUCUCUCACCUCCACCGUCCAGUCCAACUCCGUCGCCAACUAUGGCUCCGUUGCCGAAUCUGAGCCGUGUUUGGAGCCGGAGUUAAUGAGCAAGGAAGAGGACGUGCAAGCGGGAGCUUUGGAGCCGAAGAAGGGCGUCCCGCAGAGAUGGUUUAACUCCGCCGUGCCUUUUCUCAUCGUCAUGGUGGUUACGUUCGUCGGCAUGAUCCUCAAUGGCCGCCAGGUUGCCAAGGAGCAGGGGUUGGACAUGACCCUGGUGAACUUUGUCGGCAACUGCGAUGCCGUCGCUGCCCUUAUUUGGUCGUCGGCACUGGCCACUUGGGUGGCUCUCAUUCUCAUGUUACUGCAAAAGAUCUUCACCUUUCCAGAGUUUAUGGAGGCAUGGGUGAUCGGUGUCAAGGAGCUACUGGAGCCCGUGCUCAUUCUCAUCUCUGCCUGGGCGCUGGGCAGUAUUGUCGCUGACGUGCAAGCCAGCUCCUGGGUGGCCAGUAGUAUCCCGGCGAGCUUCAAGGUGGAAGCCAUUCCCGUGCUAGCUUCCAUCCUGGCCUGCGUGAUGUCGUAUGCGACCGGAUCGGCGUUUGGCACCAUGUCAAUUCUGUUUCCUCUCAUUGUUCCUCUGGUCGGAAAGAAAACCUCCAGCAAGGCAUUACUCCAUCAAGCGGGCGGGGCCAUUUUUGGUGGCGCAAUUUUCGGAAACGUGGUGGCGCCCAUUGCGGACGACACGAUUCUGACAACGCUCUCGGCACCCAUUGCUCUCACCGACCAUCUCAAAACACAGUCUCCAUACGUCUUUCUGGUCGUGGCCAACACAGUGAUCCUGGGUGAUGUCAUGGUGGCGUUCGACUGCUACAACGCCUACGUGGGCCUGCUGCUCUGUAUCCUGUCACUGGUGGCUACCAUCAUUCUGAUUGGACAGUCACCCCAGCAGCCGGGCAGAACACCACUGUUCUUCCGAUUCUACUAUUUCCUGAAGUCGAAAAUCUGGAAAAAGCCACCAGCGGAGCAGCAGUUCACUGGCGCACUUUUGCCCUCGGACCUGACGGAAAAUUCACUGACCGGUGAUCAGACAUCGCGUCUUAUCUAGCUUCUUGCUCUUCUCCUUCUUCUUCGCCGGUGUUCUCCGCACACUUCCUGUUGAAGGUUCUCUGGCCUGGUGAUGUCAUGGUGAUGUAAUGGUGAUGCCAUAGUGAUGUAAUGGUGAUACUAUGCUGAUGCAAUGGUGAUGUAAUGGUGAUGCGAUGAUGAUGUAAUGGUGAUGUCACGCUGAUGUCAUAGUGAUGCAAUGGCCGGAAUGUACACCGGUGCUUGAUCAGCAGUACCCUGUUAUCUUAGUGCCCUGCUGUUCGUGAGAAUGCCGCAUCAGUCAAAUCAUAGUCUAUACAUAGCAGCAGCCUUUAUGAAUCCACGCUGUUUGAGCAGGUCUUGAACAUGUCUUGAGCUUGUUUUGAGCAUGCUUUGAGCAUGUUUGUCGUCAAUGUUGCACUAUUAGCUUGGAAGUAGUGCUCGUUUGUUGAGGUGUCUUUCGUCCUUUAAUCAUGGGCGGUCGUCAUGCUUUUACUUCUCAUGCCAUACCAGACCCAAAGGGUUUCUUCUCCGACCGGAAUGGCUCUUCCUUUGACUUUCAAAACGUUCAAACAUCUAUAAAAGUAUAAAUAAAGUUAAUAGGUGUCAUAUGAAAAGAGUUAUUUCCACCGGCUUGAAUGUGGCAUGUGCUGCUCUGCUGCUCCCGCGCCUGUUUAUUUCUGGUUUUACACUCCACUGUAUCGACAGCACGUGACUUUCCGCCUUUUUAUUUUUAAUAUAAUCAUUUGGAGACUUUCAUCAAUAAUAAUCGUUACCUUUUCCAAGCCCCAAUUCAACUUCCAAACACCGUACUUGUGCUCAGUUGUAAAUUUUGCAGCACCUCCUGAAGUACUUCUUACUUCUCAACGACGAUUUCAUCUUUUGUACUAAUGGACUAUACAUGUACAUCUUGCCUUGAUCUUUUUACUGUUUCCCAUCUUUGUCCAGAUACCUUUACAUUGAUUGAAUUUUGAUUCUUUACCGUUUGCGACUCGCCAACACUGUUGAAUUAUUCCAUGAGAUAUUUGACCACUAGAUUGGUGUGUAUGGGCAAACAGCUAGCCCGUUCUCAUCUAGGCAUACUUGAAGUACUACUUUCAUUCAUGCUGUCUUUCUGUCCUACAGCUGGCACAUCUAUUUCUUUGACGGGUUUUUUACUGUUUCGUUUUCAAAGAAGUGCUCCCUUUAUAGUCGGUGUCUGUUUUCGUUUGGUUUUUACGUUCAAAGUGAUUUACAGAAGCCAAGUAUGUUGGUAUCGCGUGGUGUUGCAUGGUGCUAUGCUGUUGCGCAUCAUACUCCGAGCUGGGUGUACACUGCAACAUGUACGUUGUAAUGUUAA
Messenger RNA from Sycon ciliatum, 3752 nucleotides. RefSeq lists its product as uncharacterized. Bases 189 to 2435 code for a protein of 748 amino acids. Lineage: Eukaryota; Metazoa; Porifera; Calcarea; Leucosolenida; Sycettidae. The transcript is spliced from 22 exons. Gene Ontology annotation, cellular component: membrane. The record is from RefSeq and is a predicted model, not a curated record.